GUCUCUUUCUGUUUCGUAUUGCGUCGGGUAUUGGUCGGUUCGGGUUUCCUUUGGGAAUUAUUUCGGUGAUAUUUUAUCAAAAGUUUGUUGUGCCAUGUAAUAUGUAUAAUGUUCUUCGCAGCUUAACAGUCUCUAGCACCUCAUAUUUUGUAAGAAACGUCAAAUAUUCGCUUUGUUAGGCGGAGUUCCCCGUCCUUUUCUACAAGGUCAAAACGGUGCUAACAAGAACUGGAAGAAUGAUCUUUUCAUAAGUAUAAUAAGUGGUUUCUGCAAGGUAGAGCCAUCACAAGUUAUAGGUCCCACACCUAAACACUGACAAUGGCCAAGAGAGGGGCCGACGAGGGGGUAGGCGGGGAACCGCCCCCCAAGAAGGUGCAGUUCGAGCAGAUCAAGAUCGGACCUGUCUCCACUCUCGAAGAAAUCGACAUGAAGACUCUGCACUUCCAAAACAAAAAGCUGGCCGAGCGUCUGAAGCGGCACCACCGGGCCGACCAGGAGCUCCGGGGCAGGAUCGACCAGCUGGAGAAGCGCCAGAUCCAGGACGACGCCGUACUCAACAUCAUCAACCGCUACUGGAACCAGCUCAACGAGGACAUGCGCGUGCUGCUGCAGCGCUUCGACGCCGAGACCAGUGACGAGUUCGAGAGCAAAAAUGAGAGCGAGGCGACCACCUCGUUCCUGACGCAGCUGUCCACGUGGGACAAGCAGGAGCUGGACGAAAAGCUGGCCAGACGUGUUCAGGUCUCCAAGCGCGCCGUCGCCAAGAUCCUGCAGGCGUUUGACCGCGUGGUGCAGCGCAAUGAGAAAAUUACACUGGCGCUGAAGGGCGAGGCGGCCGCCGAAAACGAGGACCCGCCGAACCUGGACGAGGAGAUUCGAGAGAUGAACCUCACCCUGCAGAAGGAGAACGCCAGUUUGCACGCGCUCAACACGGCACUGCACGAGAAGCACCACACCAUGUCACUAAAGACCGCCGAGCUGCAGGAGCGGCUCACAGCCCUCCAGACGGAGAAGGACGAACUCGGCAAUCGACACGACGACCUACUCUACGAGUGGGAGAAGACGCGCAACUAUAACGAGAAGCUGGAGACCCACCUGGCUGAGGCGUCCGAAAAGCUGAAGUACUUUGAGCAGCAGGUGGAGGAUCUGCGGCCCGACGAUGCCCAGAAGAGCUCCGGUCUGGGCAGCUCCCGGAAACCGGAAAAGUCCUACAAGGUGACCGGCUCCGUGCAGAAAAUGAUCGAGGAGAUAAACCUGGACCUGGAGGAGCAGCGAGAGCUGGCCACCAAGCGGCUUCAGGAGCUCGAGGACCUCCACCGCAAACACAAGGACGUGCUCAAAGAGGCCGAAAAACUCAAAAUGGACCUGCGCCAGCUGCCCGAGUCAGUGAUCGUGGAGACGCCCGAGUACAAGUGCCUGCAGUCGCAGUUCUCGGUGCUCUACAACGAGUGGCGUCAGCUGCGCACACAGCUGGAGGAGGCCAAGCAGCAGCAGCAGUCGUGCACCAGCGCCCACCUGCGACAGAUCGAACAGAUGGAGAGUGAAGAGCUCCUCUCUCAGAGGAAGCUCCGCACCAAGGAAAUCCAACAGGAGGACGAGCUGGCGCGAGUGAGGAAGGAGUACGAGAUGCUGCGCAUCGAGUUCGAACAGAACCUGGCCGCCAACGAGCAGACGGGCCCGAUCAACCGUGAGAUGAGACACCUCAUCACCAGUCUGCAGAACCACAACCAGCAGCUCAAGGGCGAGGUGCAGCGCUACCGCAGAAAGUACAAGGAGACCAACAUCGAACUCAUCAAGGUUCGCCGUGAGGUGGAGGAGCUGAACCAGGAGAAGUACCGUCGCACCUCGGAGCGUCAGGACUCGACCUCGUCCGACCGAGAUGUUAAGGAGGAGCACCCGCAGCAGGCGCACGACGCUGCCGUGAAGGAGGAGGCCGACGUCAAGAAAGAGGACGGAGACGGAGAACAGGGCGGCUCUCAGUCGGCAGAGGCGUCCGGCUCCGGUGACACCGAGGACACCAAGAAGGACAUCAAAAAGGAGACCUGUACACCCAUCAAAAAGGAGCAGCACAAACACAGAGAGCUCUCCAAACAGGAGCAGGACAUGAUCCGCGACCUCAAGUCGCAGCUCAAGAAGGCGCUGAACGACCAGAAGGAGAUGAAGUUAUUGCUGGACAUGUACAAAGGCGUGGGGAAGGAGCAGCGGGACAAGGUGCAGCUGAUGGCGGCCGACAAGAAGGCACGUCAGGAGUGUGACGACCUGCGGAUGCAGCUCAAACGCUUCCAGGAGGCAAAGCGGGAGGAACGGAAGAAACUAGCCGACGAGGACGCCAUUCGCAAGAUCCGUCUGCUGGAGGAGCACAACCACACGCUACAGAAGCAGAUCCACAACCAGAAACAGGAGGCUGAGGCUCUGCUCAGCGAAAUGGAAGUCACCGGUCAGGCCUUCGAGGACAUGCAGGACCAGAACAUCCGGCUCAUCCAGCAGCUGCGAGAGAAGGACGACGCCAACUUCAAGCUGAUGUCGGAGCGCAUCAAGGCCAACCAGACGCACAAGCUCGUUCUGGAAGAGAAGGAUAUGAUGAGCGAGAGGGUGAAGACGCUGACCACGCAGGUGGAGGCGCAGAACCAGGUGGUACGCAGUCUGGAGGAGAUGGAGCGACACAUGCAGAGCGACCUGGCCAACGUCAAAAAGGAGCUCGGCUUCCGACAACAGGCCAUGGAGAUGCACAAACGAAAGGCUAUCGAGUCGGCACAGGCCGCCGCCGAUCUCAAACUUCAUCUCGAGAAGUACCACGCGCAGAUGACCGAGGCGCAACAGGUGGUGGCCGAGAAAACCUCCUCGAUGGAGCAGGAGACGUUCAAGACGCGCCGGCUUCAGGAGGAGCUGGCGGCGCUCCGGCGAAAACUCGAACGGGCCAAGAAGAUCGAGCUGGCCGGUGCCGCGGACGAUGUUCUCAUGGAGGAGGUCCGCGAGUACAAGGAGCAGCUGACGUGUCCAUCGUGCAAGGUGAAGCGGAAGGAUGCCGUGCUCACCAAGUGCUUCCACGUCUUCUGCUUCAGCUGUCUGCGCACACGCUACGAGACACGACAGCGCAAGUGUCCCAAGUGUAAUGCUGCGUUCGGUGCCAAUGACUAUCACAGGUUGUAUCUGGCUUAGGUGUGACUGUGAGCGAUUGUGAGUGUUGUUGUGUGAGUUUAUGUGCGUUGCUGUGGUGUGUGAGUAGGUGUGGCUGUCAUAGGAUGUGAUCGUAUGUGUGUCUUUGUACGAUUGUUUCUGUCAUCGUGGACAAUCGCGGACAGGCGGUACUCGGGGAGACUCUGCUCUGAUCUUUCGACUGGGAUGGUUUGAGUUACAUAUGAGAACGAGUGAGUGAGUGAGCAGGGCGAGUGUGUCUGUGUUUAGCGGCCUGGUUGUGACGUGUGAUUGUGACGUGUGACGGCCCCUGUCGGUUGGAUUGCCGUCUGAAAGUGUGACGAGUCGGGCGCUCCUCUGCGGUGGUGCGCCGUCCGUCUGUGUCCCUCCCUAUUGCGUUCCGCCCCUCCCCGGCCCGGCAGUCGUCUGGUCCGGGCCUGUCUAUUGUAUUGUAUAGGGCGGUCGGAUCUCCGCCGCCGCCGGCUCCCAGCGGUGGGAUCAGCUCUCCGCCGCCGCAGCUGACGUAAAAUACCGCCCGGCUGGUCACACUUGCUGUCCGCUGGUUAAUCAAGGGACCCUUCUUUCCAGCCGACCGUUGUGCUAUGGACAGCGGCGGCCUCGUGUAGCGCUAUCCGCGACGUACUUAGGCUUGCUGUAAUUGCCGGUCGUAGAGGUGCAUUUUCCCCCAGCGGGGUUUAUUCAGUGGACUGGAGAGGCGCCGCACUCUGCGGCCGACCUGAGAUGGCAUUUCUGAUUAUUGUUCCGGUCUGGUGUGGUGCCGUGCGCGCAGUUGUUUGUGUACAGACGUCGGGCCGACCGGUCCCGGGCUAUAUUUGUGUACAGACUAGAUUUGACGGCCCGCCGGCGCCUGUCGGCUGCUGAGACGGUGCGGGGGCUCGGCCACGGCGGCGUCUCGGCGGCUGACCGUCGUUGGCGGGCUGUCCGUGCUCUCGGCGUUCACGGCAGCCCGCGUGAACCGCUGAGUGUUAGACGGCUCGCCGGCCCGGCGCGGCAGGCGCCGCCACUUCAACUGUCUCGUCCGUGUCAUUAGCUAUGCCCGGGAAGGGCUCGUCGUGUUUUCUUCUCUGACGGUUUGGUACUUUGCGCGCGGCGCUCGCUCGCUCGCUCGCCGGGUAUUUUUCCAUAGGCAGUCCGUGUAUCGAGGGAUGGCUGUGUUGUAAUAUCAAACUGUCGGGCCGCCGCGGCCGCCAUGCGGCGCGCGCACGCAGCUCUCUGCAAUCUGCAUGUCUCCGUGGUCCUCGUGUCGAUGUGACGUGACGCCGUCGGGCCGUCACGCUGAUGUAAUCAGUACCGCGACCAAUAAACGCCUGCGAUGUGA
Molecule: messenger RNA, 4474 nt
Organism: Amphibalanus amphitrite
Lineage: Eukaryota; Metazoa; Arthropoda; Thecostraca; Balanomorpha; Balanidae
Product: E3 ubiquitin-protein ligase Bre1-like
Exons: 18
Coding region: 319-3159 (946 amino acids)
Cellular component (GO): nucleus; HULC complex
Molecular function (GO): metal ion binding; ubiquitin protein ligase activity
Source: RefSeq, a predicted model, not a curated record